Molecule: messenger RNA, 2457 nt
Organism: Oncorhynchus nerka (sockeye salmon)
Lineage: Eukaryota; Metazoa; Chordata; Actinopteri; Salmoniformes; Salmonidae
Product: protein shisa-6-like
Exons: 6
Coding region: 128-1234 (368 amino acids)
Biological process (GO): regulation of AMPA receptor activity; regulation of short-term neuronal synaptic plasticity
Cellular component (GO): postsynaptic density; AMPA glutamate receptor complex; postsynaptic membrane
Source: RefSeq, a predicted model, not a curated record
AAAGCAUUGGCCCGUCCGCUCCCAAAGCCACCAUGGUACCCAUCAGCAAAACUACAACCAUGUGGUUCUAGGUAGCCCGACACGCACCCAGAAUGCUCACCGAUCAUUGAGGCGGGAGAACACUAGGAUGAGUGGCAUCCUGACCUCGCAGACGGAGCCAUACGACCUGUCCUCCUCGCGCUCCUUCCAGAGCCUGUCCCACCUGCCGCCCACCUACGAGGCCGCCGUCAAGGCCGACCUCAACAGAUACUCCUCCCUCAAGAGACUGACGGAUAAAGACGUCGACGACUACUACACCCGCAAGCGUCACCUCCCUGACCUGGCAGCCAGAAGCACCCUGCCCUUACACGUCAUCAAAAUGAACCAGGAACAACAGCAGCAGCAGCAGCUCCAGAGCCAGCCCCCCCAGCCCCAGGUGACCCAGGCCCCACCCCAGCAGCCCCAGGCCCAGCAGGCCCCCAGGAGACAGAGGCCUCCCCGAGUCCAAAGGGCCAUGUCUCAGGACCGGGUUCUGUCCCCACACCGAGGCCCCCAGGAAGACUAUAGCAUCUCCUACGGGAUGGGGAUGACCGAGCAUGGAGGACGAAUCCUGUCUGAUGAGCAGCUACUGUCUGCUGAGAGGCUGAGGUCUCAGGAACGCCUGCUUCCUCAGGACCGCUUGAUGUCCCAGGAACGGCUGUACUCCAAGGACCGCAUGUACUCCAAAGACAGGCUGUUACAAUCGCAAGACCACAUGUACCCUAAAGACCGCCACUUCUCCCAAGACCGCCUCUACUCGCAAGACCGCUUGUACUCCCAAGACCGCCUGCUAUCUCAGGAUCCUCUGAUCUCACCGGACAAAAUGAUGAUGUCGCUAAAGCGUGGUGUAGUUGGCAGCGUGUCCGGCGGUUUCCGGGGAAACAACGACAAGUCGAUGUCGCACGCCAUCUCGCACCCGGACGUGUUCAUGCCCACGACGCCACUCAUGGACCGCUACAAGAUGACCAAAAUGCACUCCCAUCCCAGUGCCUCGAACAACGCAGGAGUGGCAGGCGGAGCAGGACCAGGACCUGGACAAGGGGCCCACUCCAACACUCUAGCCAUGAACCACACGACUAAUAAGAGGCAGCAGUUUGCCUCUAGAAGGACCCACACUGUGGAGCAGCUCCACUACAUCCCCCAACACCACCACCAACAGCAACAGCAGCAGCAGCAGCACUAUCGCACAGGCAGCAAGACCGAAGUGACUGUUUAACGCUGGCUAGCACGCUAACGGCUAGCUUGGGAGUGACGCAACGGGUAAUGCUAACUCGCUAACAGCUAAUCGUUAGUAUGGGAAGGAUUAUGUUUGUGUGGGGAAAGGGAUGGGAAGAGACUGACUGUUUGUAAGGUGGGACAUGACACUCUGUAGCUUAGUUUCCUGCUAAGUCAAUCAAAAGAUAAUACCCUCAUCUCUUUGCCUUUCCAGACAUCACCAGAACCAAGUACUGUAUUGUAAUAGACUGGAGUUCUUCUGUAGACACAAACUCCAUAAAGACUGACUCCAGAUAAACAUGGCUCAGCUGUGGUAGUGUGCUGUGAAAUUGGCAAACUACUCUACUGUUAUUCCUGUUAUGCCCUAAGCACCAGCUCCCCCAUAUGAGGGGACAUUGAUUAUAUGAGAAUACCGAGGCUCAGGCAGCCUUUCUGUCCAACCGUCCAACACAAAUCUCUUCUUCUUUGAACUUCUACCGCAACUCUAAAGGGCUUUGCAUGGUAAAACACAAGGACUGAUCCAAUCGAUGUCUCCAAGACAAGUGUUGUUGAAAGACACGACAAGACAACCACGGGUGAUGAAACCGGGACGGCCCUGUAACAACUUUAUAAAUAUAUAAAUAUAAACUACCGUUUGUAACGCCAGUCUUACGCAUAGCUGUAGUGAGAUCUAGAAAUAAAUCAAAACUAACGUUACUAGCACUUUUAUUGGUGCCUCAGUCUGAGACAAGUGUUCCAUUUUUACAAAAUGGAGAAUUGGUUUUAGUGGGUUUAAAAAGCACAAUCAAUUAAUGAGAUACUCUGUUUCUGUUCUUUCUUUCAUAAAUUUGUUCGGUGAUGGCUAGCUCAUAGAUGAUUGUAAAUAAGCUAUAAUUCUAGAGGCAGUAUUAUGGACCAGUCCAUACUGGUUGGCUUUUGUAUUAGACUGUCUAAUGUUUUCAGUAGAUUCUGAACAAGUUAUAAACCACCACCGUUUCGUGAUCAGUUCAGACUAGAAAACCCACUUAACCAAGUAUUUGACAGGAUAAAUGAAUACUAUAAUGUGUGUCUUUUCAACUAUGUUUGUAGAAUGAGAAGUGAACGAAUGUGUUGAUAAAAAAUAUACCACUGUUCAUAUUUGGAUGUAAACUGUGUUCUAUUGACUAAUAUGAGAAGUUGAAAAACAUGGUGAUGGAUUAUAUGCUUGUUGCAGUAGGGUCAAAUAAACCAUCCAUAUUUUUUUAA